This is a messenger RNA of Nerophis ophidion (straightnose pipefish), 2097 nucleotides long. RefSeq names its product pre-miRNA 5'-monophosphate methyltransferase. Gene Ontology annotation, biological process: miRNA metabolic process; negative regulation of pre-miRNA processing. The record is from RefSeq and is a predicted model, not a curated record. Lineage: Eukaryota; Metazoa; Chordata; Actinopteri; Syngnathiformes; Syngnathidae. Gene Ontology annotation, cellular component: cytoplasm. Bases 66 to 1034 code for a protein of 322 amino acids. Gene Ontology annotation, molecular function: O-methyltransferase activity; RNA methyltransferase activity. The transcript is spliced from 2 exons.
GUAACAUCAAAGUUUUGUACCCAGCCGGAAGCAUUUUAGUGUUGCACAAAACAAACCAACUAAACAUGGCGACGUGUGACAGCGGCAGAGACGUGCAAGAAGACUUAGACCAGCAUGAAGACUUAGACGUGCAUGAAGACUUAGACCAGCAUGAAGACUUAGAUGUGCAAGAAGACUUAGACCAGCAUGAAGACUUAGACCAGCAUGAAGACUUAGACCAGCAUGGGGACUUAGACCAGCAUGAAGACUUAGACCAGCAUGAAGACUUACACGUGCAUGAAGACUUAGACGUGCAUGAAGACUUAGACCAGCAUGAAGACUUAGACCAGCAUGAAGACUUGGAGGAGUCCGGCGCGGCUCUUUUCGGCAACUUUGUUAACUAUUACACCUUCAACCCCCCGGAGAACAGACUGAGUCUGAUCCCCGCCACGCUCCUCGCAGAUUUAGGCUACGUGGACGGCCGCCACUCCACCUUGCUGCUGGACGUGGGCUGCAACACCGGGGAGUUGAGUGUAGCACUGUACAAACACCUGGUGCAAAGCCCGCAAUCAAAGGUCCAUCUCCUGGGCUUCGACCUGGACGAGGCUCUCAUCCAGCGGGCGGCGCGCAGCAACCCUCUCCCCGACAGCGUCACCUUCACCCCGCUGGACAUGACGGGAGACUGCGCGCCGCUGCGGGAUCACCUCCGCCGGCACGGCUGCGCGCACUUCCACUUGACGCUGUGCCUGGCCGUCACCAUGUGGGUGCACCUCCACCACGGCGACGCCGGCCUGCUGCGGCUGCUCUCCCGCCUGGCGGAGCUCAGCCAGCACGUCCUGCUGGAGGCGCAGCCCUGGAAGUGUUACCGCGCGGCCGCCCGCAGGCUCCGGAAGCUGGGCCGUUCCGACUUCGAGCACUUCAAGGAGCUGAAGCUGCGGGGGGACGUGAGCGAACACGCCCGGCGACACCUGGUGGAGACCUGCGGCAUGACGCUGGUGCGGAGCUUCGGGCGCACCGCUUGGGACCGGAAGUUGUUAUUGUUCAGACGGAAGUGACGUCGGCGCAGUAAGAUUUUUUGUACCCUUAUUACCUUGACAAUAAAACAUAAAAGUACAUUUAUGAUUUACAUUUUCUAAUUGGCUUAAUGGUUUACAAUUAUCAAUCAAAUCUUUGGGGAUGAUUAAGAGUACAUAAGCCCUUAAAUUGAUAUAUUGGGGCGGUAUAGCUCGGUUGGUGGGGUUGCAGGUUCGAUCCCCGCUUCCGCCAUCCUAGUCACUGCCGUUGUGCCCUUGGGCAAGACACUUUACCCACCUGCACCCAGUGCCACCCACACUGGUUUAAAUGUAAACAUUAGAUAUUGGGUUUCACUAGGGAUAGGUUGAUUGGCAACACUCAAAUUGGCCCUAGUGUGUGAAUGUGAGUGUGAAUGUUGACUGUCUAUCUGUGUUGGCCCUGCGAUGAGGUGGCGACUUGUCCAGGGUGUACCCCGCCUUCCGCCCGAUUGUAGCUGAGAUAGGCGCCAGCGCGCCCCGCGACCCCAAAAGGGAAUAAGCGGUAGAAAAGAAAAAAAUAUAUGUAAAGCGCUUUGAGUCAUUAGAGAAAAAGCGCUAUAUAAAUAUAAUUCACUUCACUAUAUUUGUUAAAAACAUUUAAAGGCCUACUGAAAUGAGAUUUUCUUAUUUAAACGGGGAAAGCAGGUCCAUUCUAUGUGUCAUACUUGAUCAUUAUGCGAUAUUGCCAUAUUUUUGCUGAAAGGAUUUAGUAGAGAACAUCGACAAUAAAGUUUGUAACUUUUGGUCGCUAAUAAAAAAGCCUUGCCUGUACCGGAAGUAGCAGACGAUGUGCGUGUGACGUCACGGGUUGCGGAGCUCCUCACAUCUGAACAUUGUUUACAAUCAUGGCCACCAGCAGCUAGAGUGAUUCGGACCGAGAAAGCGACGAUUCCCCCAUUAAUUUGAGCGAGGAUGAAAGAUUUGUGGAUGAGGAUAGUGAGAGUGAAGGACCAAAAAAAAAAAAAAAAGAGGGCAUUGGGAGCGAUUUAGAUGUUAUUAGACACAUUUACUAGGAUAAUUCUGGAAAAUCCCUUAUCUGCUUAUUGUGUUAUUAGUGUUUUAGUGA